Tigriopus californicus is the source of this 1679-nucleotide messenger RNA. RefSeq names its product notchless protein homolog 1-like (gene Nle). The record is from RefSeq and is a predicted model, not a curated record. The transcript has 4 exons. Bases 110 to 1645 code for a protein of 511 amino acids. Gene Ontology annotation, biological process: ribosomal large subunit assembly; Notch signaling pathway. Lineage: Eukaryota; Metazoa; Arthropoda; Copepoda; Harpacticoida; Harpacticidae. Gene Ontology annotation, molecular function: protein binding. Gene Ontology annotation, cellular component: nucleolus.
GACCGACUGCUUUCUUUUUGGCCGCAAGCCUGAAGAAUCAAAACAAGGUUUGUCAACACGUGUUGAACAGCGGAUCGAGAGAAACUGAAACAAUCCCGACGGAUGAACUAUGAGUGUAACCUCGAGCCCAGACCAGGACACGCCCCCGCCGGAUAAGAAAUCCAAAAUGGACACGCAACUCGUGACAGUUCAAUUUGAGACUGAGACAGGCGAUCGUCCUUUUCCGCCCUUAUCGGUGCCCGUGGACAUUACACCCGACAAACUCCAAUUGCUGCUACACACGCUCCUCAAGGCCGACAAUGCGGAUGAAGAGGAUCUAGAUCGACCUUUUGCCUUCUUUCUCCAGGAUCGAGAGAUCCAAGACGAUUUGGCCGAGUGCAUGCAAUGGAUGCUCAUCAAUCAGGAGCGAACCGUGCCCGUUAUCUUCAAGCCCCAAUCCAUAUUCAAAGUCCGCCCAGUGACGCGAUGUACCAGUUCCAUGCCAGGUCACACCCAACCCGUUGUGGUAGCUCUUUUUUCGCCCGAUGGACGAUAUCUGGCCUCAGGAUCGGGUGAUAACACAGUUCGGUUUUGGGAUAUCUCCACGGAAACGCCGCGAUUCGAAGGCAAAGCUCAUCGUCAAUACGUUUUGGCCUUGGCUUGGUCCCCCGAUGGAUCCAGACUUGCUUCAGGCGACAAACUAGGUCACGUGGUGAUUUGGGAUCCCGAGACCGGUCAACAAAUCGGUCGAACCUUGUCCGGUCAUAAGCAGUUCAUUACGGGCUUAGCUUGGCAACCGCUUCAUCUAACGAAAGACGGCGAGUGCCGUUUAUUAGCCAGUUCAUCCAAGGACGGGGAUGUCCGCAUUUGGGACACCAUUACCUCCAAAUUUGUUUUGGCCCUCACCUCACACACCCAAUCGGUGACUUGUCUUCGGUGGGGCGGGACUGACCUGAUUUAUUCCGCCUCCCAAGACCGCACUAUUAAGGUGUGGCGUGCCCAAGAUGGCGUGCUUUGUCGCACUUUGCAAGGCCACGGACAUUGGGUCAAUGUCCUGGCCUUGAACACGGAUUACGUCAUGCGGACAGGUGCCUUUGAGCCAGCCCAAGCCCAGAUUGUGAACAAUAUCUCUUCGUUCAGCGGUCCGGAGAAGAAGGACAUCGCUCUCAAACGCUACCAAGAGGUGUUGAGUCGCGUGAAAGGGGGCGAUGAGCUCAUGGUGUCGGGCUCCGAUGAUUUCACCAUGUUCUUGUGGAACCCUUCGAAGGAGAAGCAGUCGCUCGCCCGAAUGACCGGCCAUCAGCAGUUGGUCAAUGAUGUCAAGUUCUCCCCUGAUUGCCGAAUCGUUGCCUCGGCUUCGUUCGACAAAGCCGUUCGAUUAUGGGAUGGCACCACGGGCAAAUAUCUAGCCGUACUCCGUGGUCACGUUCAAGCCGUGUACCAACUGGCUUGGUCAGCCGAUAGUCGUCUAUUGGUCUCGGGCUCGGCCGAUUCAACGAUCAAGCUCUGGACCGCCCAAGUCAAAGGCGGCUAUGACAAGACCAAAUUUCUAACUGUAGAUUUACCAGGUCACGGAGAUGAGAUCUAUGCCGUGGAUUGGUCACCGGAUGGUCAACGCGUGGUUUCCGGAGGCAAAGAUACUUUGUUAAGAAUAUGGAGGAAAUGAAAGGAAAUGGUUACUGUAUUUCAUAAACACAAAA